UACCUUUUAAUGGUGAAAAUGUGACGCCACUUGACUAGGCGUCCAUCGAGUUUCAAAAUUGCAUCUUCCUCAAACACAAAAGAAUUGUACACAUCGAAAUUAGGCCCUUAUUUCGACAAAAGCACCAAAGAACAAAUACUAUAUUUGACGAAAGUGCCCACACGCGCCUAUGGCGUACAGCAGUGGCUGCCGCUUUUGUUCGUUGGAGUUCCUGAUUUAAUACCAUCACAAUGAAAUAACUAGGAUAUUGUGUUGUUUUUAAACCAUUUACCCCACAUUUCUCAUGAUCAUAUUGGGUUUUAUAGGAUUAAUACAUCGAUCUGCAAUCGUCCCAUUUACCGAGCUGGAGUGAGACAUUUUGCAGCACCCUAGCUUCCAGGAGCCCUGAGUAAUGUAAGCUUGAACAGCUCCUGUCCCAGCAGUGGCCAUCUGCACAAUGGGGCUGGACUUUGAUGUGAAGACUUUCUGCCACAACCUCCGGGCCACCAAGCCCCCUUACGAGUGCCCCGUGAAGACCUGUCGCAAGGUCUACAAGAGCUACAGCGGCAUCGAGUACCACCUCUACCACUACGACCAUGACAACCCAACGCCUGCGCAGGCCAUGCCCCAGAAGAAGAGGAAGGGGCGCCCCCCUCGAGUGUCCCUGGUUGGGGACGGAGAGGGAGGGGUGGGAAAGGGAGGUGGGCUGGGGCUGGGCGGGCAGGGAGCGAACACCCCGGGGAGUCCUAACCGGUCUGAGCGCUCCCACUCCCCAGGCAGGGAGACGAUGACCUAUGCCCAGGCCCAGCGCAUGGUGGAGCUGGAGAUCCAUGGACGCAUCCACCGCAUCAGCAUCUUUGAGAACAUUGACGUGGUGUCGGAGGACGACAGCGGGGCCGAAGACCCUCCAUCCUUAGGUGGAGGGGGAUGUGGGGGAGGGGCGUGUAAUGGGGGAGAAAGCGGGGGAGGAGGGAGUGAGGCAGGUGGCAAGGGCAAGGACAGGCAUGACACCCCUGCUGCUAACGCAGGGAAGGCCACAUCUAAGUCUGGGAAGCACAAGAGUAAAGAGAAGAAGAAGGAGGUAUCAUCGCACCACCAAAGUGCUUCCUGUGGCCCGGUGGUCAAACUGCCUGAGGUGGUAUACAGAGAGCUGGACCAAGAGAGGCCUGAUGCACCCACAAGACAUUCCUCCUACUACAGGUACAUAGAUAAGUCGGUAGAGGAGCUGGAUGAGGAGGUGGAGUAUGACAUCGAUGAAGAGGACUACAUCUGGCUGGACAUCAUGAAUGACAAGCGACGUAGUGACGGGGUGACGCCCAUCCCCCAGGAGGUGUUUGAGUACCUCAUGGACCGGCUGGAGAAAGAGUCCUACUUCGAGAGCCACAACAAGAUGGACCCUAGCGCCCUGAUCGAUGAAGAUGCCGUCUGCUGCAUCUGUAAUGACGGCGAGUGUCAGAAUAGCAACGUGAUCCUGUUCUGUGACAUGUGUAACCUGGCCGUACACCAGGAGUGUUACGGUGUGCCCUACAUCCCUGAGGGCCAGUGGCUGUGUCGGCGCUGCCUCCAGUCCCCUAGCCGGGCCGUCGACUGUGCCCUGUGCCCCAACAAGGGUGGAGCUUUCAAACAGACGGAUGAUGCACGCUGGGCCCAUGUGGUGUGUGCCCUCUGGAUCCCUGAGGUGUGUUUUGCCAACACUGUCUUCCUGGAGCCCAUCGACAGCAUCGAACACAUCCCCCCGGCGCGAUGGAAGCUCACUUGCUACAUCUGCAAGCAGCGCGGCUCAGGUGCCUGCAUCCAGUGCCACAAGGCCAACUGCUACACAGCCUUCCACGUCACCUGCGCCCAGCAGGCCGGCCUCUACAUGAAGAUGGAGCCUGUCAGGGAGACCGGUGCCAACGGCACCUCCUUCAGCGUUCGCAAGACCGCCUAUUGCGACAUCCACACCCCGCCCGGCUCUGCACGCCCCAUCGGAGGGGCGGGAGGGACUAGCAUGGGCUCCUCCCACAGCGAUGGCGAGCUGGAGGAGGACGAUGAGCCCAGUAUAGGUCACGAUGACGACUCCAAGGGCUGGAGCUCAGAGCGGGCCAAGAGGGCCAAGGCCAAGUCCAGACUGAAGAUGAAGAGAGCCAGGAAGAUACUGGCUGAGAAGAGGAACGCUGCGCCUGUGGUUUCUGUGCCCUGUAUACCCCCACACAGGCUCAGUAAGAUCACCAGUAACCUGACAGUGCCCAGGAAAAGCCAGUUUAUGCAGCGACUGCAUAGCUACUGGACCCUGAAGAGGCAGAGCCGGAAUGGUGUCCCUCUGCUGCGACGGCUCCAGACCCACCUGCAGUCGCAACGCAACACAGAGCAGCUACAUCCACAGCCGCAGGCGCCAGAGUCAAAGGUUACCACGGUAACCACCACACCGUCUCUGUCUGGUGGUGUUAUCUCAGCGAGGGACAUUGAGGAGAAUAACUUGGCUCUGAAGGAGCAGCUGAAAGCAUGGCAGAGACUGAGACAUGACCUGGAGAGAGCCAGACUACUGGUGGAGCUCAUCCGCAAGAGAGAGAAACUUAAGAGGGAGACGAUCAAGGUACAGCAGAUGGCACUAGAGAUGCAGCUAACUCCCUUCCUGGUCCUACUGAGGAACACCCUGGAGCAACUACAGGAGAGAGACACCAGCAACUUCUUCACUGAGCCUGUCCCUCUGGCUGAGGUGCCAGACUACCUGGACCACAUCGAGAGGCCUAUGGACUUCCAGACCAUGUGGAAUCUACUUGAGUCUCACUGCUACCUCAGUUUCGAGGCUUUCGAGGCAGACUUUGGCCUCAUUGUCAACAAUUGUCUCAAAUACAACGCCAAGGACACCGUGUUCUACCGCGCCGCACUGCGCCUCCGGGAGAUGGGCGGGGCCGUGAUCCGAACCGCCCGCAGACAGGCUGAGCGAAUUGGCUUGGACUAUGACACAGGCAUGCACCUCCCCCGAGAGCCCAGCCCUGACAGCCAGCGUGACAGAGAGAGGGAGCGGGAGAGAGAAAGGGACAGGGAGCGAGAACGAGAGAGGGACCGAGACGGAGACAGGCCGCUCUCUUCCAAUGAGGAGGACCUGCUCUUAUCAGAGAACCGGCGACGGCUGCCAUUGGAGGAGCAGCUGUGUUUUUUGCAGGCACGCUUUGAUGAGGUCAGCUCGGGGAAGCACAGCAUCGGUCGGUCGCGGCGGGCCAAAGCCCUGAGGAAAGAGAUGACGGUCAUCAAGAGGAAACUGGCCCACCAGAGAGAGGGGGGUUCGUGCAUGGGGGGCAGGGACUCAGGGGGCGGAGGGGACAGGGGACCAUCCCUCCCCCAUCACCCCUCCUCCACAGGACGCCAUGACGAGGGGGAGGAGAGCAGCAGUCAGGAGAUCAGUGGCAAGGAUCUAAGUGCAUCGUCUUCGGCUCUAGCUCCAGAGGUGGGACGUCGUACCUCUGUCCUCUUCUCCAAGAAGAACCCCAAAACGGCCGGACCCCCCAAGAGGCCGGGCCGCCCCCCUAAGAACAGAGACGCAGGGGUAAGCCCUAGUCCGAUUGGUCCCCCCCAACUGCCCCUCCUGUCCCCCCCCCGGCAGAGGAAGAGACCCCGCAGCCCUCACAGCACCUCCAGCUCCGAGAGUGACAGUGACGACCUCCUUCCGAGUCUGCCCACUAAUGGUUUUGUUGGGGGCAACCAGCCGGUGACAGAGAGUUUUCGGGUGUACAGGAAUGAGAGGAGCCUCCCUCGAUCCAGCUCUGACUCUGAAUCCACCACUAGCAGCAGCAGCAGCGCUGCCUCUGACAGAACCAGUACCACUCCGUCUAAGCAGGGCCGGGGGAAGCAGUCGUUCCCUCGUUCCGCCUUCCAGGAGGACAGCAGUGAGGAGACAUCAGGGACAGAGAAUGACUCCUACUCUGUGGGAGGGUCACGCAGUGUCUCACACUUAGGGUGGGGCCGGGGCCGAUCAGGUUGUAGGAUGCCAUCAGAUGACUACUCUUCCCUUGAUGCUCUGGACCUGGUGUGGGCCAAGUGUAGAGGCUACCCUUCAUACCCUGCUCUGAUCAUAGAUCCUAAGAUGCCCAGGGAGGGGGUAUUCCACCGAGGGGUCCCCAUCCCCGUGCCCCCCCUGGAAGUCCUGAAGCUGGGGGAACAGAUGACUCAGGAGGCCCGGGAACACCUCUUCCUGGUUCUCUUCUUCGACAACAAGAGAACCUGGCAGUGGCUGCCGCGCUCUAAGCUGGUUCCUCUGGGGGUGGACCAGGAGCUGGACAAGGAGAAGAUGCUUGAGGGAAGGAAGUCCAACAUCCGCAAGUCAGUGCAGGUGGCCUACCACCGUGCCAUGCAGCACCGCAACAAGGUCCAGGGAGACCCCAGCAGUGACACCAGCGACAGCGACUGAGCACACACACGUCUUUUCUGGCCUCCUGUUGUAUUGAUAGGGUAUUAUUUUCAGGUCUGUGUGUUGAUUGAUAUACCCUGUGGCCUUGGAGAGCCAUACCCCAGCACACAGUAGAAUCAGUGUGCCGGUGUAACCUAUUGGAAAGCACAUGCCACAUUCUCUCUCUCGUUCGUUCGUACGUACGUACGUACUUUGUUGACACACACAGUGGUAUUUAAUCUGAGAUGUAAAAUAUGUAUUUAAGAGAAUUGAAACAAAAAGGGUAUUAAGAGGAUGGAAGACAAUGCUAUGCCCAGAAUCAUGAUGGAAAAUGUUCCUUGUAUGUGGUUGGUAUGAGUGUUUACCAGCUCCUGAAAAACAGGAUCUGCGAACAGAGGGUUGUAUUACACAAAUAUGCGCAUACACACUUGUAUACAGUCAGGUCCAAAGUGAUUGCCACCCUUGAUAAAGAUUAGCAAAAAAGACUGUAUAAAAUAAAUAAUACAAAUACUCUGCUAUAUUGUAUGCAAAAAUUUGCAUUUAUUUUUAUUUUAUACUAAUACACUUCCUCAGAGAAAGAGAUUUUGAUGGUGGGGGUAAAAAGUAUUGGCACCCCUAUUUUCAAUUCCUGACCUUAUGAGGAUAAUGGCACUGAGCCUUUAGAAAAAGUGUUUUAUGAGAUUGAAGAACACAUUGGGAGAGAUCUUAUUUUAUGUUCAAUUGACAUAUUCUUUGUGGCUUUUGAUGUGUGCUUGGGGUUAUUGUCUUGCUGGAAGAUUCACUUGCGGCCAAGUUUCAGCCUCCAGAGGCAACCAGGUUUUUGGCUAAAAUGUCCUAGUACUGGGUAAAUUUGACCGUAACAAGGGCCCCAGGACCAGUGGAAGCAAAAUAGCCCCAUACAGUCAAAGAUCCACCACCAUAUUUGACAGUAGGUAUGGGGUUCUUUUCUGCUCACGCAUCCUUAUUUCGAUGUCAAACCCACCACUUGUGUGCGUGGCUAAAGACCUCUAUUUUACUCAUCUUUAUCAAGGGUGCCAAUCAUUUUGAACCUGACUACAUUCAAACAGGGAAAUGCAUACACACUCACACAAAGCUCUUCUCAUAGGAAAAUAUACACAUCCACACACCCCAUUGUGUGCACUUAUGGUUUGACAGUACCACUGGUCCAGCAACCCCUCUGCCACCGCCCCCUCUUACCCCAUGUCCAAUCACGGCCCAAUGGAGCACGGGGUUGGAUGGCAUGGCCAAUCAACUGAGCAAAGCAUCUUCCUGCUAUUUAUUCCGUCUCCCAAGGACCUCCAGUCUUCUCUCCACUAGUCUAACUGACCGUCUUCACAACAUUGCAUUGUGCAGUCGUUUCCUCUACUCUUCCGUAUAUUUUUUUUUUUGUCGACUCUGUUUACAUCUCUUUUUGUUCUUGUCUGUUGUACAAUUCUGGCUGCUGGUGAAUAAUGAGGACUAAUGUGGAUAUGAUAAAACACGCCAGCCUCACUGUCUGUUCUAGUCUCAGGCCAAUGGCUUUAGAACUUUUAUAUAUACAGAUUACAUAAGAUAGAAGUUUAAUAAAAUAAUUGAGUUUUGUA
Molecule: messenger RNA, 5931 nt
Organism: Oncorhynchus kisutch (coho salmon)
Lineage: Eukaryota; Metazoa; Chordata; Actinopteri; Salmoniformes; Salmonidae
Product: peregrin-like
Exons: 16
Coding region: 437-4369 (1310 amino acids)
Biological process (GO): regulation of transcription by RNA polymerase II
Molecular function (GO): protein binding
Source: RefSeq, a predicted model, not a curated record